This is a messenger RNA of Parastagonospora nodorum SN15, 4770 nucleotides long. RefSeq lists its product as hypothetical. Gene Ontology annotation, cellular component: clathrin complex; clathrin coat of coated pit; actin cortical patch. Gene Ontology annotation, biological process: intracellular protein transport; receptor-mediated endocytosis; Golgi to endosome transport. Gene Ontology annotation, molecular function: clathrin light chain binding; structural molecule activity. NCBI's taxonomy places the organism in Eukaryota, Fungi, Ascomycota, Dothideomycetes, Pleosporales, Phaeosphaeriaceae. The record is from RefSeq and is a predicted model, not a curated record. The coding region runs from base 1 to 4770 and encodes 1589 amino acids. The transcript is spliced from 9 exons.
AUGGCUUCAAAACCGAUUCCAUUGCACGUCGCGCAGCCGACGCUGCUCACGAACCUGAACAUCACCACGCUCGAGUCCGACAAGUACGUUUGCGUGCGCCAGGUCAACAGCGAAGCCAACGCACCCGCCGAGACGGUUAUCAUCGAUCUGAAGAACACAAACAACAUUAUCCGAAGACCGAUACGCGCCGACAGCGCCAUCAUGCACUUGACUGAGCCCAUCAUAGCUCUCAAGGCGCAGGGCCGGACGCUGCAGUUGUUCAACCUCGAGACCAAGGAGCGCCUACAGACAUACAGCCAUCAAGAGGACAUCCAGUUCUGGAGAUGGGUCAGCCAGACGACCCUUGCGCUUGUCAGCACAAAGGCCGUGUACCAUUGGGAUGUACUCGAUUCGAAGAACUCUGCGGCACCACGCAAAAUCUUCGACCGCGGAGAGCAGCUCGAGAACAACCAAAUCAUCAACUAUGUCACCAACGACGAUGAGAGCUGGUCCUGCUUAGUUGGUAUUACCUCAAACCCGGCGGGUGGCAUUCGCGGCAACAUGCAGUUGUUUUCCAAGGCCAGGAACGUCAGCCAGCCUCUCGAGGGCCACGCAGCCACAUUUGGCACCAUUCGUCUCGACGGCGCUGCCACCUAUACCAAACUCUUUGCGUUCGCCGUCAAAUCAACGUCCGGAGAAGCCAAGAUCAACAUAGUUGUAGAGUGCGACCACAAUGCCUCGAACCCGGCCUUCCCAAAGCGAUUGAUCCCAAUCCACUGGCCUGCUGAGGGUACUGGCGAUUUCCCGCUCGGCAUCCACAUUGCGCACAAGUACGGCAUCCUAAUCGUAAUCACAAAGUUCGGUUUCAUCCAUCUUCAUGAUCUCGAGACUGGUACAGCCCUGUUCCUGAACAGGAUCUCGGAGGAAACAGUCUUCACAACUGCCCGCGACGAUGAUGGCACUGGUGUAGUUGUGAUCAACAAGCGCGGACAGGUUCUCCACACUACCAUUCGCGAGGAUGCUUUGAUCCCGUACAUUAUGGAGAACCCAGCAUGUGCAGAGAUCGCGUACAAGCUCGCUUCCAAGGGUGGACUUCCGGGAGCUGAUCAGCUAUACUCACAACGAUUCGAGAAUCUGAUGACACAGGGCAACUUCGCCGAAGCGGCAAAGGUCGCGGCCAACUCCCCACGAGGCUUCCUGCGCACAAUGAACACCAUCAACAGGCUGCGACAAGUGCCGUCCCAGCCAGGUCAGAUCACAACUUUGCUGCAGUACUUCGGCCAGUUAUUGGACAAAGGUGGAUUGAACCGGGAAGAGACUCUGGAGCUGGCACGACCAGUUUUCGUGCAAGGCCGCAAGCACUUGAUAGAGAAGUGGCAGAAGGAGGGCAAGCUUUUCUGCUCAGAAGAGCUUGGAGACCUUGCGAAACCCCACGACCUGAACCUUGCUCUGGCCAUCUACAAGGACAAGGUCGUUGCUGCUCUAGCUGAGCUCGGCCACUACGACCUCAUCCUCCAAUACUGCAACGGCGUUGGCUACACGCCGGACUACAACGUUCUGCUUCAACACGUAGUCAGGAGCAACGGAGAGAAGGGAACAGAGUUUGCUUCACAACUUGUGAAGAACGAGGGUGGACCACUCAUUAGCAUCGAUCGUGUUGUCGACAUCUUCCAGUCUCAGGGCAUGAUCCAACAAGCUACUGCAUUCCUUCUUGAUGUGCUGUCCAACGACCUGCCAGAGGAAGGCCAUAUGCAAACGAAGCUUUUGGAGAUGAACUUGCUCAACGCACCCCAAGUCGCGGAUGCUAUCCUUGGAAACGAGAUGUUCCACCACUAUGACAAGGCUCGCAUUGCCUCCCUCUGCGAGAACGCCGGCUUGCUCACCCGUGCUCUGGAGCAUAACGAGGACCCUGCCGCUGUCAAGCGCAUUAUCGUCCAGACUGACAAGCUGCCUGAGGAAUGGUUGAUCAACUACUUUGGUCAGCUUACCGUUGAGCUUUCCCUCGAUUGCCUCGACGCAAUGCUCACGACGAACAUCCGACAAAACCUGCAGGCUGUCAUUCGCAUCGCGCAGAAGUACUCAGACCUGCUCGGUGCCACCAAGAUCAUCGAUCUCCUAGAAAAGCACAGGACUGCCGAGGGAUUAUAUUUCUUUCUUGGCAGUAUUGUCAAUGUGGCCGAGGACAAGGAUGUCACCUUCAAAUACAUUGAAGCUGCCACGACCAUGGGUCAGCUGAACGAGGUUGAGCGUGUUUGCCGAGAGAGCAACGCCUACGACCCAGAAAAGGUCAAGAACUUCCUCAAAGAGGCCAACCUUACAGAGCAGCUUCCUUUGAUCAUCGUUUGUGAUCGAUUCAACUUCAUCCACGACUUGGUUCUCUACCUCUACAAGAAGCAACAGUUCAAGUCUAUCGAGGUUUACGUACAGCGUGUCAACCCAGCCAGGACACCUGCAGUCAUCGGUGGAUUGCUCGACGUCGACUGCGAUGAAAGCAUCAUCAAGGGCCUAUUGGCCUCCGUGACCCCCUCAUCGAUUCCCAUCGACGAGUUGGUCAGUGAAGUCGAGUCACGCAACCGCUUGAAGCUCCUCCUUCCCUUCUUGGAGCAGACCUUGGCCAGCGGUAACCAGCAACAAGCUGUGUACAACGCCCUCGCUAAGAUCUACAUUGACUCCAACAACAACCCCGAGAAGUUCUUGAAGGAGAAUGACCAGCUCAAGCUCGUUACCCUGCUCGAGCGCGCUGAUUCGGAGAUCUGGGACUACGUACUGUCUCCCAACAACAUGCACAGACGAUCGUUGGUCGACCAGGUCACUUCGACCGCUGUACCUUCUUCUACCGACCCCGACAAGGUGUCUGUGGCUGUCAAGGCCUUCAUCACUGGCGACAUGCCUGCGGAGCUCAUCGACCUGCUCGAGAAGAUCAUCUUGGAGCCCUCUAGCUUCAGCGACAACCCGUCUCUGCAGAAUCUGCUCAUGCUUACCGCUGCCAAGUCUGACCGUGGCCGUAUGAUGGAUUACAUCCACCAGCUCGAGCACUACACACCCGAGGACAUUGCUCAGCAGUGUAUCGAGGUCGGCAUGUAUGAAGAGGCUUUCGAGAUCUACAAGAAACACGGGCAGCACUUUGAUGCUGCCAACGUUCUCAUCGAGCACGUCGUCUCCAUCGAUCGCGCACAAGAGUAUGCCGAGCGCGUCGAGACGCCCGAAGUGUGGAGCAGAGUUGCCAAAGCACAAUUGGACGGCCUGCGUGUGACUGAUUCUAUUGAAUCCUACAUCCGCGCCGGUGACCCAUCCAACUUCCUGGAGGUCAUCGAGAUCGCUACCCACGCCGGAAAGGAUGAGGACCUGAUCAAGUUUUUGAGGAUGGCACGCAAGACACUGCGCGAGGUCCCUGUCGACACUGCCCUUGCUUUCUGCUUUGCUCGUACUAACCAGCUUCCGGAGCUCGACGAGUUCCUCCGUGGAACGAACGUCGCAGAUGUAGAGGCAUCCGGUGACAAGGCAUACGAGGAGGGCUACCAUGAGGCUGCCAAGAUCUUCUACACCAGCAUCUCCAACUGGGCCAAGCUUGCGACUACGCUCGUCCACCUUGAUGAUUACCAAGCUGCUGUCGAGUGUGCUCGCAAGGCCAACAGCGUCAAGGUUUGGAGGCAGGUGAACCAGCACUGUAUUGAUAAGAAGGAGUUCCGUCUUGCACAAAUCUGUGGUCUCAACCUCAUUGUUCAUGCCGAGGAGCUUGCCGAGCUUGUGAAGCAGUAUGAGCGCAACGGCUACUUUGAUGAGCUCAUCAGCCUUCUCGAGGCUGGUCUUGCCAUCCAAGCUUGCGAGGCCGCGCACCUUUGGCCAGAGCUGAUCUUCCUCUACGUUCACUACGAUGAAUGGGAUAAUGCAGCAUUGGCCAUGAUGGAGCGUGCCGCAGAUGCAUGGGAGCACCAAGCUUUCAAAGAUACUAUCGUCAAGGCCACGAAUGUCGAGAUCUACUACCGCGCCCUGGGCUUCUAUCUUGAGGAACAACCUACGCUGUUGACCGAUCUUCUGCAAGCCCUUACACCGAGGAUCGAUGUCAACCGUGUUGUCCGCAUGUUCGUCAAGUCGGACAACAUUCCCCUGAUCAAGCCCUUCCUCCUGAAUGUCCAAUCACAGAACAAGCGUGAGGUCAACAAUGCCCUCAACGACCUUCUGAUCGAAGAGGAGGACUACAAGACACUGCGCGACUCGGUCAACAACUACGACAACUAUGACCCUGUCGAUCUUGCCCAGCGCCUUGAGAAGCACGACCUCGUCUUCUUCCGCCAGAUUGCCGCAGAUAUCUACCGCAAGAACAAGCGAUGGGAGAAGUCAAUUGCUCUGUCCAAGCAGGACAAGCUCUUCAAGGAUGCUAUCGAGACCUCCGCCAUGUCCACCAAGUCGGAGAUUGUCGAAGACCUGCUGCGAUACUUCGUCGACAUCGGCAGCCGCGAGUGCUAUGUCGGCAUGCUCUACGCUUGCUACGACUUGAUCCGCCCAGAUGUCAUUCUCGAGAUGUCAUGGCGCCACGGUCUUCACGACUUCACGAUGCCAUACAUGAUCAACCUGCUCUCUCAACAGACCGCAGCACUUACGGGUCUGCAGAAGGACAAUGAGGAGCGCAAGGCUCGCGAAGCCUCGCAGCAGAAGAAGGAGGAAGACACGCCCAUCCUGGGAUCGCGUCUCAUGCUCACUCAAGGUCCCAUUGCUUCGGCGCCUUCUCCUGGCCCUUACGGCCAGGCCAACGGCAUUGCUCCCCAGCCCACGGGCUACCGUGGCUUCUAG